AUGUCUUCAAACACAAAAUCUAAAACCCUGUCUUCUUCUUCUUCUUCUUCUUCUGGUGAUGUUUACACUAUCCUUAAAGACAUUGACAUUCUUCCUAACUCCAAUCUCCAUUUUCGAUUUCAACUUCCACACCAAGCACAGGAAUUUUUAGAUAAGAGAGAGGUUCGGGAGUUCAUGAGUGGUGCCCUAGCUGGUGCUAUGACUAAAGCUAUUCUUGCUCCUCUUGAAACCAUCAGGACAAGAAUGGUAGUUGGUAUUGGGUCGAAAAAUAUCACAGGUAGUUUCGUUCAGGUUGUAGAGCAGCAGGGAUGGCAAGGAUUGUGGGCUGGAAACAUGAUCAAUAUGAUUCGUAUAGUUCCAACGCAGGCCAUUGAGUUUGGCACAUUUGAGUGUACAAAACGGGCGAUGGCAUCACUGCAAGAGAAAUUGAAACAGAAUGAUUGUCCCAAAUUGCAGAUAGGUUGCCUCAAUUUGAGCUUGAAUUUGUCUUGGAUUUCACCAACUGCUGUGGCUGGGGCAGCUGCAGGAGUUGCUAGCACACUUGUAUGCCAUCCCCUGGAAGUUUUGAAGGAUCGGUUAACUAUAAGUCCUGAAAUAUACCCUAAUUUAGGCGUUGCAAUUAGGAAUAUUUAUAAAGAUGGUGGUAUUGGCGCUUUUUAUGCUGGUUUAUCACCUACUCUAGUUGGCAUGCUUCCAUACAGUACCUGCUAUUAUUUCAUGUAUGACACAAUAAAGAAAUCUUACUGCCUGACCAAAAAUAAGAAGUCUUUAAAUCGUAUGGAGAUGCUUAUGAUUGGAGCUCUAUCAGGUUUUACCGCCAGUACAAUUAGCUUUCCGUUGGAGGUAGCCAGAAAGCGUCUGAUGGUAGGAGCUUUGCAAGGCAAGUGCCCACCAAACAUGGCAGCAGCGUUGUCAGAAGUGAUUAGACAAGAAGGUCUGAAGGGUCUGUACAGAGGAUGGGGUGCAAGCUGUUUAAAGGUAAUGCCAUCCUCUGGAAUCACCUGGAUGUUUUAUGAAGCAUGGAAAGACAUACUGCUUGUCCAGAAGAGUAUUUCCAUAUAG
Messenger RNA from Vicia faba (fava bean), 1062 nucleotides. Lineage: Eukaryota; Viridiplantae; Streptophyta; Magnoliopsida; Fabales; Fabaceae. The record is from the annotation of a GenBank genome assembly.